UUUUUAUUAUGGUUAUUCCUUAUCUAAUCGAAUAUUCAUUAUUUUAUUAACCUUUGCUCAUUUUUAUCGUGGCAACAGUUUAAGCGACAUGAUUAAGGGUGCAGUUAGUUUGGUGACAGGUGGUGCUUCAGGGCUAGGAAAAGCCACAGUAGAAAGAUUAGUUCAACAAGGUUCGAGAGUAGUUUUAUGCGACUUAAAAACUUCUAAAGGAUCAGAGAUCGCUAAAGAAAUUGGAGAGGACAAAGUUAUAUUUGCUCCAGUAAAUGUUGCAAUUGAAAAUGAUGUACAAGAAGCUUUAAAAUUAUGUAAAGAUAAGUUUGGCCAACUUAAUAAUGUAGUAAACUGUGCUGGUAUAGGGGUGGCAUUUAAAACAUACAAUUUCAAAAAAGAUGCUGCUCAUUCCCUGGAAGACUUUACCAAAGUUUUAACUGUGAAUACUAUAGGAACUUUUAAUGUAAUAAGACUAUCGGUAGGUUUAAUGGGCAAAAAUGAACCUGAUCUAAAUGGUUGUAGAGGGGUGGUGGUGAAUACUGCCAGUGUGGCUGCUUACGAUGGCCAAAUGGGGCAAACAGCCUAUUCAGCUAGUAAAGGGGCUAUUGUUGGAAUGACCCUACCUCUAGCUAGAGAUUUGGCUAGCCAGGGAAUUAGAGUUGUGACAAUUGCACCUGGUUUAUUUAGGACUCCUCUGUUUUCAUCCUUGCCAGAAAAAGUGGUUAAUUUCUUGGAAAAAUCCGUCCCCUUCCCUUCCAGAUUGGGUGAUCCCUCAGAGUUUGCUCAAUUUGUGCAAAGUGCGAUAGAAAAUCCAAUGUUAAAUGGUGAAACGAUCAGGUUGGAUGGUGCGUUAAGAAUGCAGCCUUAAAUAAAUAUUUUUUGUUGAAAACUCUUUAAUUUUUAUAAAAACUUUUUUUAGUACAUUGCUUUCCCUGUUUUUAAAGUUUAUAAAAACAAUGAUGUUGAAGAGUGUCC
Messenger RNA from Brassicogethes aeneus, 966 nucleotides. Lineage: Eukaryota; Metazoa; Arthropoda; Insecta; Coleoptera; Nitidulidae. The record is from the annotation of a GenBank genome assembly.